AUCUGGCUAUGGUCACUUUAUUGCCGCAUCAUGUUUGACAAGCAAAUUUCAGUAAAUAUAAAUUAAAAAAACUUAUUGCAACAGAAAAGUGGGGGCGCUAUGUUUCUUAAGGUGCAGACAUGAUGCUCCAGCUGCUUGUAUUCUGCCUGGUGCUCUUUAUACUCCUUUAUUGGGUCUUGCCCACGGUCAUUAGCUGGUAUCUGAUCAAGCGGUUUCGGGUCAAAGUUCGGAUCGGACGUAUCUCGCUGCCAUAUCUGUCCCUGAAGAAUGUGCACAUCAGCAAGAGCGGAUUCUCGGUGCAAAUCGAGGAGGUGUGCCUGCGCAGCAGCUUCUUCACCACCGAAGUGACCAAGCUGCUUUCAAUUUACAUCCGUGACAUUCGCAUCAACAAGGACAUACGCAACUGGCAGGAUGUUGACACCGAUGACGACCCGCUCCAGCAACUGCCCGCGAUGCCCUCGUCUAAGGAGGCAAAGGGUGUGCCGGACUUUCGGCAGACCAAGGUGCCGGCCAGCAUCAUCACCUUCGCACAAUUUAUGGCCGUCCAUGUGAACAACAUAUCGGUGGUGCUGAUGAAUAAUGACUUUGAUCCCGGCUGGUUCCUGCAUGCGACGGCCAAGGAACUGCAUCUGGAUGGGAGCAUCGUGCAGAAUGCUCGAGUCCUCCUGGUGAAUGCGGCGCUGAGCGAGGCGCAAGCCAAGAUGCUGAGGCACUGCAGCUCCAGACGGCAGUCAUUAGAGAAUCUAAACAAAAUACGGCCCUGUCUGGGAGAGGUUAGCUUUGAUGUGACCCUGGACGCCUCGCUCUUUGCCCAGGGACCGCUUUCCAUGGAUACACUUAGUCUGGUAAUCAACAAUGCCAAAUCCGUCAUCCAUGGCGGACUGUACGAGUUUCUCAGCGAGGCCAAGCGCAGGACGUCGACGACGACGGGCCACCAGGCAAGGCGAACGACUCGGGUCUUAGGUUCACCCAAGAGCAGCUAUGAUAAUGACAACUAUGAGAAGCUGGCGCCGAUUAUACCAAAGAACUUUAAUUUUAGCAUCAAGGCGGCUACAUUUUCCGCCGUCAAGGAGAACUCGCAGAACGAUUUUAGUGCCAAGCUGCAGUUGUUUCAUAUCACGGGCAAGUUCAAUUCAAAAGUCACCGAUGAAAAGACCUUGCUGCCUUCCAUGCUGGCCAAGUUGGUGUUCCAGCAUUUGGAUAUAGACACCAAGUACGAAAAGCUGUUGUUUGUAGAGCAGUUCACAAUAGAUUCGGUGCUAGAGAAGGACAUCUUUAAUCUGUAUGUGAAGCUCAAGACAUUCCAGAUAAUCUACAAUCACAGCGAGAUCUUUGAUUUUGUCAACAACAAUUUCCUCGCACGACAGCGCUCGAGCGGAGGGGCCUCGCAGCAGCUGCCGCUCCAACUGAUUCACAAGCAGAAGUCUCUGCCAGAUCAUCUGUGCUUGGACAAGGCGUCCGAGGACUGCCUGCAGGCAAAGAACCGCCGCGAAGGUGGCAUCCUCGAAUGGAUAAUGCAGCGCAUCGUUGUCAAGGGCUGUGCUGAGCUGUUCAAUGUCUCGCUUCUGAUGCAGCUGGAGGACGAGAACAUAGCCAUGAGUGUCAGCCACACGCGGUUUCUGCUGGAACAGAUUGAGGAAAAGCGGAGCUCGCGGUAUGACAACAAGUUCCUUAACCUCCUGCUGAAUCAGCGUCAGUGGACCAUGGAGCUGAUGGUAGAGACGCUAUGGUCCAACCUGGGUAACUCUAUCAACGAUACAAACAAUCUGAAGAAGACCCACUCGCCUGGAUCGCCGUUCUUCUUGGGCGUGAGCCUGGUCAAGCUAUGCUCUUAUGCCAACACCACAAAACUGGACAUUUCGGUGCACACCUUCCGCACGGAAUACAGCAUGCAAUUGGCGGAGUUUGUGGUCAAGUCAAUGGAGUGCCUGCGGCAGUAUCGAGGCCUAGAGCCAAAGAGGACAAGCUCAGGACGUUCCAGGCACAGCGCCGUUCAGAACCUAACUGAUCUGCCAUUAUCGUCGUCAUCGUCAUCAUCUACCUCACUGCGCGUGUCCGUCAAAAUCAAGGACAUCACGGCCUAUUUUGUAAACCAUCACAACGCCUACAUGCUGCUCAGCUUCUCCGAGCUUUACCUGUCGCGAGCCCAGCACGUAGCCACGCUGAAGCUAGAGGAAUUCCAAAUGGCCAUCAUGCGGUCGAUGAAGGCCUCGUCGCUGUGUCUCACUGACUUCGCGGAUGUGUUUGCCACCUGCAAAACGAUUCGCUUAGAGCACGAACAGGUGGAGGGCGCCCUGGGCAAGCUGUCCAUUUACAUACCUUGCAACACGGACGCCACCUGGAACUCCAACCUGCACAUGCAUCUGCUCACCCUGGUGAGGGACAUGGUAGAUCUGAAGACGGAGCUAGCCCUGCCCGCAUCGCCGGCGAAGAAGGCAGCUCCUCGCGGAGGAUUAGUCGUAGAAUUAUCUGCGGAACGAAGCACAAUUUUCGAGAUAAAGCUCUCCGAACGCCACUCCGUCCAGAUAUUUGUGGAGAGCCUUUUCUUCAGCCACAAGGAUCGGAACAUAAUCUACGCGGAGAAUGUCUUUGUCAAGAUCGACGAUCAGCACAUCUUUACGGUGAAGGAGCUGGACAUGCAGUCGGUUCCACGGCUGGAGGUGCUCACCCAAGAGCGCCUCAACUUCCCCGGCUUUCAGUUGCUCUCCAACAGGGUGUGGGUCACCACGAUCGGCUCCUUCAAGGCCAUAUUCCCCUAUGACCACGACUUCUACAAUGCCAUCAACAGCGAGUGCGUGUCCCACUUCAAAUGGCUGAAGUUGGUCCACAACUACAAGAAGAAACCAUUUACGGUGGAUUCUCCGCUGCCCUGUGAUUUGGUCAUCAAGAUCAAGGAGUUCCUGCUGGAGAUAAGCGACGAUCCCUUCGAAGUGAAGCUGCGCGACAACUACGUCCUUCUGGUCGACGAGUAUCUGGAGAGUCUAAAGCGGAAGGCAGUGUUUGACAAGAAGAUUGCCGAGCUGUGUGCGGAACGCCUCCUGCUGCCCGCUGGGACCAUCGAGAGCCUGUACGCGAAUCUGGUAAAGAAGAACUCGGAAAUCUACAUACAACGCUCGAAAAAGAUCCGCGAAAGCGGUCCCGUCCGCACACGCCUCCUGGCUUGGAUUAUGACGGAUGUGGAGAUCAUGGCAAUGGCUGAUACCUCUAUACAUGGUUACGAUAAUGUGACACGCAUGAUGCGGGAGAUCGAUCACGAGAGCCCCUGGCCGGAGGAGGGCCUGGAGUUCACCACGCUGUGGUGUCGAGGCGUCAACAUCAGCUGCUCCGAGUGGAAGUUCAUGCUGAGGGACUUUCCGCAGCCAAUGUUUUAUGUGAAAAGCAUGCGGCUUUAUGGAAAUCUCUGUGGCGCCGAGCAGAUGGGAUCCAAACGGGCAAAACGCGAUGUCUUCAUUGAAGUGGGCGAACCUUUUGGAACCGAUGUCAUCCAGCGCAGCAUGCCGUCGCUAAAGUUCUACCACGACUUUGACUGCGAACUGGAGAGCUGCAGUUAUGCCUUUGGAGCCUGCUGGGAGCCCGUGAUGGCCCAGUGCAAUCUGAGCUUCGAAAAGAUCUCGGCCCCGUCCAAGGAUCCCUCGCCUCCGCUGCCAUUUUGGGACAAGUUGCGACUGCUUCUGCACGGACGACUAACCCUGAUAGCCAAGCAGUUCACCAUACUGCUCCACGCCUCCCUGGAUCCGUACAACACUACGGAGGAAAUGGAGCUGACGUGGAACAACUGCGGCAUAGUAUUGACGAAUGCCAAGAUCAUGUUCAAGGGAGAGCUGAACGUUACCGUUCGAACGGCAUCCCGCUACGACGAUUGUCGCCUGCUGCACUUCCCCAACUUGAAGCUGACUGUGAAGCUCAAUUGGGUGUGCCUUGCCAAUCCAAAUGAUCAUCAUGCCGUCAUGCCAUGUGCCCCAAACAAGCUGCCCGAGUACUCAAGCAACCAGGUCCACGAUUCGUUCCGUGCUUUCCGGUCGCUGAAUCUAAACAUUUGGAUAUCGUUUGAAACGAAGCCAAAGGCGGGCGAAGACCUGGAGGUGGAUAUACCCAGCCUGGUGCUGUACGGAAGCACGUUGCGCUGGUUCGAGAGCCUCCAGCUUAUCCUAUCAGGCGUGACGAGACCGACGCGACGUGGACCGGUCUUCAAUAACGUACGACCCAGGAAAAAGCCACUCAGCAGGCACUACAAGAAGGCCAACCUGCAGAUGUGCCUGCACAAGUUCCAGGUGCUCUACUGGAUGUCGCACGCCCUGCAAAAAGGCUUCCAGCUGAAUGGCCGACGUGUGUCCUUCAGUUCCGAGCACUCGCUGUCCCUCAACCCGGUAGAGGAUGGCCUCAUUCAUCGGCCGAAGGCGGACUGGUCAACGAUCUACAUGAACUGUGAGCUCAACGAUGCCGAGAUCUGGCUGAAGAGCAUUGUUACCGAGAAGAUGGACAGCAGCUCUGAGAACCUGGCCGCUAGUGCAGCCGCCGAUGCCUUUAAGAUCGUUCGCUUCUACUUUCUCAGCGUGGCCAAGGUGUCCUAUGGACGCGAGGCUCUAAUACCCGCGGCGGCCGCCACUACAGAGGAGGAUGUCAAGGCAAAGUCGACGACGCCCACGCAUAAGCUGGUCGUGUACGACCUAAAAGGCGCCUGGACCAAGAGCAAUCGCGAUGUGGCCUUUGCCCUGUUCGAUUCCUUUAUGAAGUCGCAGAAGCUGAAGAAUAACCUCUCCACGGAGGCGGUGAAGAGCUAUCGCAAGGAGGGUGCCGGCAAUUCGGCGGUGCUGAAGCAUAAGCGAAGCGAUAGCACCAUAACCCUGUCCAGUGCGAGCAACGAAGGACUGCCAAGUGCCUCGCUAAAGAAGGCGCCCGCCCAGAUCCAUGCUACCGCCAUGCUCCAACAGCUCAUCGCCGAGGCGGACCACAAGUUCAAUGUGUACAGCGAUGAUCAUAGCACUCAGUCGAGGGAGCUGCAGCUCCAGGGACUGCAGGCUUGCUCCGCCCAGGACAUUAUUCAUGAGAAUUGGUCCAUUAGUUUGGUCAACUCACAAGUGCUGCUCAAGGGCUGCGAGACGUCCGGCUAUGUUAUCAUCAGUGCAGCCAAGGCGGAGAUAUUGCAACGCGAACACCGCCCUGUUUGGCGGGAGCGCUCCCUCAUCUCGAAGACCACCUGGAAGGGAUUGCUGGAGUGCAUGCAGUACUAUGCCACCGUGAGUGCUGGUGAUAAUAACUCCCUGCUGGAGAAGGAGAUUAUGUGGCUGACAGUGGACAAUAUCCAAGACAAGGACGAGACGGUGAUCAAUAACUUGCCCGAGGAUAUUUCCCAUUUGGUGGGCAGUGGACGCAGUGUGGGAGGUGUUGUCUCUGAGACAGUGGGCGCCUUCCUCAGCGAUAAUUCCGGUGAGGCCCAGCCCGUCCAGCUGCAACGCAUCGUGUCCAAAUGUAAGUGCGAGUUCUUCUACGUGAGCUACGGCGAUGCCAUCGAUCCGAAUAGCAUUACUGAGGUGCCGCCGCCACCUUCCGAGGAGCUUCUAUCGCCGUGGGAGAAGCAGGACGAUCCCGUCGAUGCUUUCACCUUGAUGCAUCACGACCUAGACGUCUGCACCAACUCGCUGCAGUACGCCAUGAUCCUGGACAUCGUGAACAACCUACUGCUUUACGUAGAACCGCAACGCAAGCAGGCGGCGGAGAAGCUCACCCGCAUGCGCUUCCAGCUGCAGCUGCACUCCACGGAGGACCAGAAACGGCCCAUUCAGCAAAAGCAGACGGUGAUCCGCAGCCUGCUGAUGAAGAUUCGGUCGCUGGAGAAAGACAUACACAUGAUCAGCAAGGAGCGGGUGGAGGAUGGCGACACCCUGGAGCUGCGAGCGGAGUACGAGCAUGUCCAGCAGAUGAUCCGCGAGAGCAAGGAGGAGCUGAACACGUACAGCGAGGACCUGGACAUGAUGCUGCUGUGCUACAAGGAGACCCAGCUGUCGCAGCUCAGUAAGAUCCUGAAUGUGCGAUCCGACGAAUCCGUGACCAUGGUGCGGACCAACGAGAUCUGCUUCAAGCGGGCCCAGUGGCGGCUCACGGAGACGGAUGGUCAGAUCGGCAUAGCCGAUCUCGUUCUCAGCGCCUUCCUCUACACCAAAAAGUCGAAGAGCGACGAUUCCGUGGAGCAUCUGCUGGAGCUGGGGAACAUACGCAUGGAGAACCUCUUGCCGCGCGAAAUCUAUCGUGAUGUCCUGCUGGCCACCGAGAUACAGAAGGACAUGCCAGUGGAUACGCACAAGCGGGUGCUGCGCAUCUUCUGCCGGGAGAAGGCGCCAGUGGGCGGGAUCUCGGUGAAGGAGCACUUUGAGAUCAAUGUGGCCCCCAUCACCAUAGCCAUCACGAAGAAAUUCUACAGCACCAUGCUCAAGUUCUGCUUCCCGGAUCGCGACGCCUCCGAGACGGAGGUCAGCGACGAGCUGGACGACAAUGCCUCCACCAGUUCGGCUUCCACAACAAAUUUACAAGCGGUCAAGCCUUCGUCAUCGUCCUCGGCGUCAUCGUCGUCGAUGUCGACCAAGCGCUCUGGUAAGUCCAAGAAGGGCUCCAAGGACUCGGAGUUCUAUGUGAAGAUCGAAAAGGACGAUGUAGAGAAGAUGAAGGAGCGCGCCGAGAAGAACAAGCUCUUUAUCUACAUCAAGAUACCAGAGGUGCCCGUCCGCGUCUCCUACAAGGGCAACAAGGAGAAGAAUCUGGAGGAUAUUACGGACUACUCCCUAGUCAUACCCACGCUGGAGUAUCACAAUGUUACCUGGACCUGGCUGGAUCUAUUGCUGGCCAUGAAAUCGGUAAGCCGUCGGGUGAUAUUCUCGCAGGCCAUCAAGCAGAAGCUACAUAUCCAUCAGCGACAGCCCAUCCUUUCCGCCGGCGAACGAGCCACACCCCAGGAGGCAGAGGACAAGGCAGUGAUGCUGUUCGGCAAUCGGUUGCUGAACGAGAACAAGAGCCAGAAAAAGGGUGGCGUCUUCAAGUUCUCCUCCAGCGGGAAGUGAUGAAGCUCCGCAGACAGGAAACAAAAGGAUACUUAACCAAGUUUGUAUGCUUUAUCUAUUUAUAUUUAUUAUUACUGUGUACGUUCAAAGGAUGUACGAAAAUACAAUGUGCAACUUGCUGUGCUGACCAGGACUUGGCAGGACUUGACUGCUUAACAGGAAUGUCGAGUCGCCCGCUUAACAAAUACGAUUCACAUACACUUCAAUCACACACUCAAGUAUUAAGCUACUGCAACUCUUUAAAUAUAAUAUAUAAUAUAUGUUUCGUUUGUUGUUAGCAAUAAAGAAGGGCAUGGAGCAGACGUAGUUUAAUUUUUACACACA
This is a messenger RNA of Drosophila serrata, 7376 nucleotides long. It is a transcript of the gene hob, whose product is annotated as bridge-like lipid transfer protein family member hobbit. The record is from RefSeq and is a predicted model, not a curated record. NCBI's taxonomy places the organism in Eukaryota, Metazoa, Arthropoda, Insecta, Diptera, Drosophilidae.